AUGGUUGCCAGGAACAAACCGGCUAAAUCCAAUGUCACUCAUCGUCCAAAGCCGUCAGACAAACCGCCUGCCUAUGAGGAUGAUGAAAAUCUGCUUGUCAUCGGUAUCGAUUUCGGGACCACCUAUUCAGGCAUCGCAUGGGCUACCCAAACAGACUUCGACAGCGAGCAGAUCAACCUCAUAACCAGCUGGCCAGGGUCGGGUCGAGAGGAAGGUAAGGCUCCAACCGAGAUAUGCUAUGACGAUGAAAUGCUCUGGGGGUUUGAGGUGGACAAGGACACCACCCCCAUUACCUGGUUCAAGCUCCUACUCUUGAAGGAGGAGGACCUAUCCCCGGAGUUGCGUUCCUUCGAGUUCCUCCUCCGCGCCAAGAAGAUGGCUCAUGAGAAUGGCAAGACAGCCAUCGAUCUCAUCGCUGAUUAUCUCCGGGCGAUUUGGCGUCACACACUCGAGUCUAUCGCCAAGGAUCGCGGGGAAUCAGUCCUCGAAGCGUACCAGUUCCACGUCGUAAUUACCGUCCCUGCUAUCUGGAAGGACUAUGCCAGGCAGGACAUGGAGAAGGCGGCCAAAAGGGCCGGUAUUCUUGUUCGCAGAGCAGCGGGCAAGACUAUCUUGACAUUCGCCCCGGAACCAGAGGCCGCCGCCCUAUCGACUCUUUGUGACCCAGGUCGCAAACCUAGGGAGGGCGAUGUGUACCUUAUCUGCGAUGCCGGAGGUGGCACAGUUGUGAGAUCUCAGGAUCUCAUCACCUACGAGAUCACCGGCGUCGACCCGAUCCUGAUGAGGGAAGCCGUCGAAGGAACAGGCGGACUCUGCGGAGGUAUCUUCAUUGACGAGGCUUUCGAGGCCAGGGUGAGGGAUCGCCUAGGUCACAAGUGGGAUCAAAUCAGCCAGUCAGGCAUCAAGGAGAUGCUCAAGGGCGACUGGGAGCUUUCCAUCAAGCCACAGUAUAAGCUUGGAAACGAAAAGAAGGAAUACGUGGUAUCGAUCCCGGCCGAAGCUUACCAGAAUGACAACGAACUAUUCAACGACAUGACAUGGGAGCCUUUCAUCAAGAACGGCCGUAUUCAUCUCAGAGGAUGUCACAUCGAAAAGGUCUUUGCAGAGUCUUUUGCUAAAAUUGAUGAGCUUGUUGAAGUCCAAAUCCUUCAGGCCGAGAAGCAGGGCCUGUCGUUGACGGUAGGCGAUACUAUAGCUGGGAUCAUUCUGGUUGGCGGCUUGGGGAGUAGCCCUUAUCUGUACGAGCACUUGAGGGCUCAACAUGGACCAGCCAACAUCAACAUCCUGCAAUCGACCGGAAUGAGACCUCGUACGGCAAUCUGUCGAGGAGCCGUGUACAAAGGCUUCGGAACCACGUCCUCCAAGCGAGACAGCCCUGCCCCAAUCCAAGUCACCUCGACCAUCUCAAGAGCUAGUUACGGGGUAAACCACAGAAGCGCUUUCAACCCAAAAGUACACCUUCAGCAGGACAAGAUAUGGAGCAAGACGGCAUACGCGUGGGAGGCCGACAACCAAAUAAGAUGGUACCUGAAAAAGGGAGAAAACGUGUCAACCAAAGAGCCAGUGUCCCACCCCUGGUACGUGCUGUACGAAACCGACAGCAACUUCGACGGGACCUUUAAAGUGGCGAUCUCUCAGUGCCAGGAGGAUAUGCCCCCCACGCGCAGGAACGACAGCGUUAAGACGUGGGUCACCAUCAACUGCUCGAUCGAUACUCCCUUCUGGGGCCUGAAAGAUCACUGGAACAAGGCUGGGAUCAGGGUAAAGAGGAUAGACUACCACGUCGAGAUGGUUCCGUCUGGCGCCUCUAUUGAGUUUGCGGUUGUGGUGGAUGGAAAGAAGGUGGGCAAGUCCCAGUUUCAAGCUCACUUUAGCUAG
Fusarium vanettenii 77-13-4 is the source of this 1878-nucleotide messenger RNA. RefSeq lists its product as uncharacterized. The record is from RefSeq and is a predicted model, not a curated record. The coding region runs from base 1 to 1878 and encodes 625 amino acids. NCBI's taxonomy places the organism in Eukaryota, Fungi, Ascomycota, Sordariomycetes, Hypocreales, Nectriaceae. The transcript has 8 exons.